AUGGACUCCUCUGUGCUUCCAUUGGAAAUUGUCCUAUUGAUAUGUCAGGAGCUUGCCGCGCGUCGUGAUUUCAACACCUUAUUCUAUUACUCUCUUACCAGCCCACGAAUUACAGGCAUUGCUCUACAGCAGAUUUAUAGUAUUCAUGAACUGUCUGCAGCUAGCGCCGGUGAAGCAACCAGCCUCGAAUUGUCGCGACUAUGGAGAUCCAUUAUCCUCUCCAGCGUCGGGAAAACCCUCUACCCGUACUGUGCAUAUGUUCGCGCUUUAUCGCUUGGGAACCUCGAAGAAUGCCUCCAAGAUGUAGCCCGAUAUAAGGAAGUUCGGGAUUUCUUUUUCCAAGGUGACAUGGAACAAUUUCUGGUGUUACGAGAUGGUCACGAAUCGUACCGACCCCGAAGAGGAUUGUCUGGUCCACCCAUAGACGCCCCGGCUAUUAUACUCAAAUGCACCGAUUCGAUCACCAAAUACAUUAGAAAAUUAGCAGACGAGAAUGGAACAGCUGUAGCUCUAGCACAUCUGGAGGGAACAUUUAUUCCGCAUGACUUAUUACCGACCUGGAUAGCACGACUUGGAACCCUAACAUCUUUACGUAUUCGAGAUGGAUCAGUGCUAGGUGCCGAAGCUGCUAGUGCUAUUUCUGAGCAUUGUCCUAAUUUUGUCGAUCUGACUUGUUAUUAUUGUAUGUUCCCAGAUGAUAGCUCUACCGCCGACGAAGACUUGGCCGCAUUUUUCCUAACUUUGCCCCAUAACACUCUCCGAAGUUUUCAAAUAAUCAGUCAGAAUGGGAUCGGCGAAAAGACUUUGACGGCGCUGAACGUUCACGCGAAAUCUCUGCAUACCCUUAAACUCGGAAGCCUUCCUCCGCAGGCCAUGAAAGCCUUGAAUAUGCUCCCAGACUGUAUCGCGUUAGAAACACUCGCGAUCGAGAACGACCGACAUCACCGGAUAGACCUGAAAGAUUUUAGCGAGAGAAUGCUUAAAGAAGUCUCAUCUUGGAUCAGCAGUUGCACGUCGCUUCGAGAUCUGAGCUUUAACCAUGUACUCAAUGCUUUGUCUCUAGUAAAGGAUACGUUAAGUUCGCCGAAAAUUCGUCUCACAUCCUUAUCAAUAGUGGAUUUUCUCUCAAGGGCUACGGAGGACGACGACGCGGUCUAUGCUGCACUCGGUUUACAAGUACACCUAGAGAAUCUGACUAUUGGUCUGGAAGAUGGCCAUCCAGACAACCUCAUAGUUGAAACAGUCCCGGCCCUGGAGAAUUCAAUUUGCCAAUUGAAGAACCUUACGUCUCUAAACUUGAUGCAGUCGUUCCUCAGGCCCCGUGGGAUAAAGUUAUUCGCUAGGAAAUUACCCAAAUUGUCCGAAUUUAGUUUCGGUGGAGAGAUGGUAGAUGAUGGAAUAUUAGGGCCGUUAGGAUCUCAUCCUUCGCUAAGUUUACUUUCUAUAAACGCCCUGUCCGCUUUUAGUUGGGCUGGUCUUCGAAGCUUCGCUGAGGCACUCGAAGCGACAAACCACAAGGGGAUUAGGGUGGACAUCUUAAAUCAGAUUGGGGAUUUAAACUUCACUGACGAUGAGUAUAAUUGGUUGACACGAUUCUUCACUGAGAUUUUAAAGGGGCGGAUCGAGAUAACCUAUUUUAACGAUCCUGAUGAGGUUCACGAAGACGAUUUCACGGAUGUAUCCGACUAG
Molecule: messenger RNA, 1689 nt
Organism: Hypoxylon trugodes
Lineage: Eukaryota; Fungi; Ascomycota; Sordariomycetes; Xylariales; Hypoxylaceae
Exons: 4
Coding region: 1-1689 (562 amino acids)
Source: RefSeq, a predicted model, not a curated record